AUGCAUUGCUGUGAUUUUAAUUCUUGUAUGUCAUCCGUUAAACCUUCAAUUCAACUUGUAGCUGUAUGUCAAAAGGAAAAUGUAACACCAUUUGAUAAACGUCAAAUACCAAUUAAUAUUGAUGAAAAUCUUAUUAUGAAACUUCAAGUUGAUGAUUCAAGCAUAACAUGUGAUCGUCAUUAUUGGAAUAAAACAAAUAAAACUUAUGAAACAUUUAUUAAAUCAUAUGAAAAAUUAACUAGUGAAGAAUUAGAUGAAGCUUUAUGUGUAUCUAUUAGUCAAAUAAAAGAAUAUAUUCGUCAUUGUGUACCAUGUAUUGGUUGUCGAACAAGUGUUGAAAAUUUUAUUAAAACAUUAAUAGAGCAUCAUCAUCCUGGUUUAGAACCACUUGUUAUGAAUGAAAAAGGUUCGAUUACUGUUAAAAAAAUGUAUAGUUCAAAUCCGGAUAAUAUUUAUACAUUGUGUUAUAUUCAUGGAUCGAAAUUAAAUUCGUUUAUUGAAAGUAUUCCAAAAUCAAAAAAGAAUCGCCGAUGUAAUAUACAUUUAUUAGAUAAAUCAAAAUCAAUUAAUGAUUGGGAAAUUGUUUGGGAUAUGAUGAAUAAAGAAUGUCGUAAUGAAGUAACUCUAGUCGAAGCUGAUUCUUUACUUGAUACACUGGAAAAUUAUUUACGAAAACAUAAAUUUUGUUCGGAAUGUAAACUUAAAGUAUUAGAAGCAUAUGAUCUUCUAAUGGAUAAUACAGAUUAUAAACAUCAAGAACAAAAAGGAUUUUGUUCAGCUUUAUAUGAAGGUUUACGUGCAUGUACCAAUGAUAAACAUAUUCAUGUUGAUCCUAACAAAGAAUUCCUUAGUAAUUUAAUCUCACGUGCUGAAUUGGAAAUUCGUGAUAGUCGACGUGAACGUCAUGCUAAAACAUUAGAUAUUGCUCAAGAAGAAAUUUUAACUUGUAUUGGAAUAUAUUUAUUUGAAAGAUUCGAUAAAAUUUAUCGUACAAUACGAUCUGAAGAACAAACAUGGAAAUUAUUAUUUUAUAUUGCUAUUGAUUGUUUAAGAUUAAAUUUUGAAAAAGCGGUCGAUCGUAAACAAGAUUUUAGUAUAACAUUAAAGAUUUUAUGUGAUGAAUUAUGUGAAACAGAUGAUGUAAAAAUUAAAAAAAAACCACAAAAGCGUUCAAAACGUAAAGAUCGACGACAAAUAAAAAUUAUCGAAGAUAAAUCAAAUGAAAUCGAUGAAAAAACAAUUUUACGAAAAAAUUCUCAUGAGGAUAAAGAAGAAGAAAUAAUAGAUCGUUGUCGAACAAAUAGUUGUUGUUGUUCUUGUGUAUGUCAGUAUUGUAUUCAACGAUCAAAUUCUCUAUCAAUUAUAUAUCCAACUAAUCCAUCGAUAUCAUUAGUUAAAUCUCAAUCAUGUCCAUCAUCAUUAAUUUCUACAUCAGAAUCAAUAAUAAAAUCAUCCGAUCAAGUUAUUAAUGAACAAACAAUACCAAUUUCAAGUUCAUUAGAAACUCUACUAUCAUCAGUCUCAACAAGAGGAUGUAUUUGUUAUGAAAGACUUUUAGCAAAAUCAAUGUCUUGUACCCGUUGUCUCAGUACACGAACUGAUCUUGGAUAUUCUUCAGAACAAGAUGAUACGUGUUUCUUUGGUCCUUGUGAAUGUUCCUUAACACCAUGUGAUACAUGUUUAACUGAAUUAUCUCAUUGUUGUCCACUCCAUGAAGAAGAUGAAAGUGGUGCAUCUGUUUCACCUUGUGAUUCUAUUUUAUCUAGUAGUGAUUAUAUUCUCCGUGAUAUAUCCACAGAUUGUACAAAAACAAUUGAAUUAUGUGAUACAACUCGAAAACAUAAAAUUAAAUUACAAUUAUCACAUGAAUAUCCGUUUUUUAAUAUGCAUCUAAAACAAAUAUGGGAUGAAAAUCCAUUGUCGAAUAUAGAUAAUGAAAUUUAUAUAUCAGAUGAUGAUCUUUAUGAAUUUUCAAUGCUCAAUAAAAAUGUUGAUAGAAAACGUGCGCAAUUACGUGAAAUUUUUAAAUUCAAAUUUCAAUCAUGGAAACAACGUUUACCAUAUAAAAUGUGA
Molecule: messenger RNA, 2073 nt
Organism: Adineta steineri
Lineage: Eukaryota; Metazoa; Rotifera; Eurotatoria; Adinetida; Adinetidae
Source: the annotation of a GenBank genome assembly